AUGCAGUUGUUGCGGAGUUUUGUAUUUUCGUUCCUGGCAGCUACGGCUGUAGCUCGUCCUGGUAGUGGUGGUCGACCUGAAGCGGCUAUUCAAGCUCGAGGUGCCAAGUAUGCGCUGAAAGAGCCGCCGUUGACUACCCCUUGGACGGAUAAAGUGGGCGUUGAUCCAUGGCCUGAGUAUCCGCGGCCGCAGAUGCAGAGAUCCCAGUGGCAGAACUUGAAUGGCGUUUGGCAGUAUCAGAAUGCAUCAAGUCUGAGUGCGGUGCAGAACCCGCCGUUUGGUCAGGAUCUUGGACAAGAGGUGCUUAUUCCGUCUUGUUUGGAGAGCGGGCUGUCUGGGAUCCAGGGGAGCUAUACCCUUUACUCGUGGUUUUCAACCUCUUUCCAGGUUCCUUCCGAGUGGAAGGGUGAUAAUCUUCUUCUCAACUUUGGAGCUGUCGAUUAUGAAGCGACUGUGUUUGUCAAUGGCAAAAAGGCCGGUUUCCACCGCGGAGGAUACUUCCGCUUCACUCUGGACGUGACGCAGUACCUGAAAGAGGGCCAGGAAAACGAACUACUGGUGUUUGUACAUGACCCGACUGACGAUGGCGAUUAUGUUAUUCCCAUUGGUAAACAGACUCUUCGCCCGAGUCACAUCUUCUAUACGCCCUGUAGUGGAAUCUGGCAAAGUGUUUUCAUUGAGCCUGUUCAAGCGAACCAUAUCACCGGAGUCGACCUGGAUGGUAACAUGGAUGGUCAAGUGAAUGUGACUGUCCACACGACCAACAUGAACGUCACCACCAAUGUGCAAGUUACUGUGCACGAGAAUGGAGAUGUUGUGGCGACUCACAGCGGUCCUUCAAACCAACCAUUCCAGUUCAAAGUCGACUCACCCAAGUUGUGGUCUCCUAGCUCUCCCAACCUGUACAACGUUACCGUCAAAAUGGGCAAAGAUCUAGUGCAGAGUUAUACUGGAUUCCGAACCAUUUCUAAAGGCACCGUAGACGGUGUCGUUCGGCCGCUGCUAAACGGCGAGUUCAUCUUCAUGUUUGGCACCCUCGAUCAGGGCUUCUGGCCCGAUGGUAUCUACACACCUCCCACAAAGGAAGCCAUGGUGUAUGAUCUGCAGGUGCUGAAGAGUCUUGGAUUUAACAUGGUCCGCAAGCAUAUCAAAGUCGAGAACGAGCUGUUCUACCAAGCAUGCGACGAGCUCGGUCUUCUGGUAAUUCAGGACAUGCCAGCCCUGCGUCCCUCGCAGAGCAAGACCCUGGCAAAUUGUGCCACCGAGGCCAUUCUGCCGGACCCCGCGCAGCAGAAAGAGUUUACACGUCAGCUGGAGCUGUUGAUCAACCAGCACAAGAGUUUCCCCAGUAUCGCAACAUGGGUUAUCUACAACGAGGGCUGGGGCCAAAUUACUACUUAUUACCCUGAAUUUGAACUUACCGAGCUGGUAAAGCAGCUGGAUCCCACUCGGCUUAUCGAUUCGACCACUGGUUGGUACGAUCACGGCGCCGGUGACUUUAGCGAUAACCACCACUACGCCAAUCCCCAAUGCGGCACUCCCUUCUAUUCCAUCAACUCAAGCCCCUAUGACGAGACCCGAAUUGGUUUCCAGGGUGAGUUCGGUGGUCUCGGAAAUAAUGUCUCGAUCGAGCACCUCUGGAACAACCAAGCUGCUAUCAAUACCAUCAACCAGACCUAUGAAAUCGAUACGACUAUCGAUGCCUGGAACUACCGAAGCCACCUUCUGCUUAGUGAGUUGGAGGACCAAGUGAAGCGCUUCGCGUGCAGCGGUGGCGUCUGGACCCAGACUACUGAUGUCGAGGGUGAAGUGAACGGCUUGAUGACCUACGACCGCCGUCUCAAGCGUGUGGACGAGGACCAAUGGAAGUCUGACAUUCAGGCACUAUACAAGGCGGCGUCUGGGCGCAGGAAUGCUACCAUGUCGAGCCUCUAA
This is a messenger RNA of Penicillium atrosanguineum, 1935 nucleotides long. Its product is annotated as putative hydrolase. Bases 1 to 1935 code for a protein of 644 amino acids. The transcript has 8 exons. The record is from RefSeq and is a predicted model, not a curated record. Lineage: Eukaryota; Fungi; Ascomycota; Eurotiomycetes; Eurotiales; Aspergillaceae. Gene Ontology annotation, biological process: carbohydrate metabolic process. Gene Ontology annotation, molecular function: hydrolase activity, hydrolyzing O-glycosyl compounds.